AUGGAUCGUACACCUACCUCGUUCCCAUCCUCUCCAGUGGCUCACUCCGCGCGGGAUGAUCAAAGGUUACUCAAAGCUUCUCCGGCCUACCCAUCACCUGCGCCUAUCCCGCUCGAUAGAUACGAUUUCCAGUCGUUGUCCGGGUUAGGAAUCUCAAAUUGUGGAACAGGAUCCCCCUCAAGCCAGAUCAGACUCUACCCGUGUCCGGAGCAAUAUGCACUUUCAACGAGCAACUGGUCCGACCCAAUAACGCAUUCCCCAAACAUCCUCGAAACCCCUCCAGACGCCAGUCGGUUCCCGCCCAGUACGCAUUACGAGCCAUUCGGUAGCCAUGCAGAUAUCUCAGUAUCACCCAGUUACAGCCCAGUUAUGGAUUUUGGUGCGAUGCAUGAUGAAAUUCCUCGCUUCUGGCCUAACACUCCUACCUCAGAAACCAUGGCAGCGUCAGAAGGCUGGUCCAAUGUGGACGUCUGGGAAUCAUCUUUCCUGGAUGAUUCAACCAAUACAAUGGUCUCCAGAAUGCCAGAGAUCCCUCGACUCCAACUCAACACCGCGUAUCUGCAUCCCCAACGACCGGAUAAUACCCUCACUGAGCUGGACCCGAGUCAAAGUGCCGCGCCGGAUUUGGUCCCUGAUGAGGCAAUCUCCAAGUGGAUCGAAAAUGUUAGCGAAUCGCCCCAUGGAGAACAAUCCAAGAUACCGUCAGCAAGUGGCUUAGAGUGUCCCACGUGUGGUGUCCGCUUCACACGACGCUCUAACUGUAAAGAGCAUAUGAAGAGCCAUGACCCUAACUACGUAAGGCCACAUCCGUGCGAGACCUGCGGGCGGGAGUUUAGGCGGAGAACUGAUCUGAAGAGACACGUAGAUAGUAUCCAUCGGGGAAUACGCAAGUAUGGCUGUGAGAAGUGUGGUCGGCGCUACAGUCGACAGGACACAUUGUCAAGACACCAGUCGGACGGCUGCGAUGGAAGAAUCCGGAAGACACGAGCUUCCCGAAACGACACAGAUGCGCCAUACCCCACUGAUGACUAUUACGCUUCACCACACUAA
Molecule: messenger RNA, 1050 nt
Organism: Aspergillus welwitschiae
Lineage: Eukaryota; Fungi; Ascomycota; Eurotiomycetes; Eurotiales; Aspergillaceae
Product: putative C2H2 finger domain protein (Ezf)
Exons: 3
Coding region: 1-1050 (349 amino acids)
Biological process (GO): regulation of transcription by RNA polymerase II
Molecular function (GO): RNA polymerase II cis-regulatory region sequence-specific DNA binding; DNA-binding transcription factor activity
Source: RefSeq, a predicted model, not a curated record